Molecule: messenger RNA, 483 nt
Organism: Anoplophora glabripennis (Asian longhorned beetle)
Lineage: Eukaryota; Metazoa; Arthropoda; Insecta; Coleoptera; Cerambycidae
Product: THAP domain-containing protein 2-like
Exons: 2
Coding region: 184-483 (99 amino acids)
Molecular function (GO): sequence-specific DNA binding
Source: RefSeq, a predicted model, not a curated record
CUGAUUUGACAUCGUCAUUUUUAAACUUUAAACAACUGUUAACUAUGGUAAACAUUAAAUCAGGAUCAUUUAAGCCACCAACAUCGCCAAAAAUAUCGGCGCGCGAACACUAAACACUAUAAUUUGAGAAUCUGUAAGAACAACUUUUAGUGAAAUUUGUAAGUGGUGAUUCUGGUAAAUAGUAUGGGAAGGUGCGUAAUUGAUGGAUGUCGAAGCAACUCUAGAAAUAAUGAAGGAGUGUCGUUUCACAGAUUUCCUACAGACAUAACAAAAAGAGAAAAGUGGUUGCAGAGCUUGAAUCUUAAAGAUUGGGUUCCGCCAUUAAGUGCUAGAAUUUGUAGCAAACAUUUCAACAGAAAAUAUUUUUAUACAACUGAUUCAAGGAUAAAAUUAUUGCAUAAAGCUAUACCCACUCUGGCACCACAGAUACCCAUUAAUUUACCUCAGAAGAUGGUGAGUAGUUAUAUUGUAGAUAAUUAUUGA